AUGGCGUCAACGGAGACGCCAACGUCGCGACAAAGCAGCGAUCGCAGCAACGCCGCAGCGACUGCGCAAACGGACAGCGAAACCUAUGCAACGGAGCAGGCGCAAGCGGCGCAGCGACAGCGCAGCGGCGGCGGCGGUGGUGGCGGCGGUUCGCCAGCAUCGCAACAGGAUAAAUCAAAGACCGUUAGCCCGCCCUCCUCGCCCGGCUCCCGUUCGACGCCGCAGCAUCAGCUGCCGCAACAGUUCUGCCUGCGCUGGAACAACUACCAAUCAAAUCUGACAACGAUAUUCGAUCAGCUGCUGCAAAACGAAUCCUUUGUCGAUGUGACGCUCGCCUGCGACGGCCGCUCGAUCAAGGCACACAAAAUGGUCCUAUCCGCCUGCUCGCCCUACUUCCAGACCCUGCUCGCCGAGACCCCCUGCCAGCAUCCGAUCGUCAUCAUGCGCGACGUCAGCUGGUGCGAUCUGAAGGCCAUUGUCGAGUUCAUGUAUCGCGGCGAAAUCAAUGUUAGCCAGGAUCAGAUUGGCCCGCUGCUGCGCAUCGCCGAGCUGCUCAAGGUACGCGGAUUGGCCGACGUCACCCAAAUGGAGGAGAUCAAUACGGCAGCAGCAGCAGCGGCAGCGGCGGCGGCAGCGGCAGCAACUGCCUCCUCGACACCGACUGCACAACAUUCGCCCAAGAAUUCGCCGGCAGAGCGCGAGGGCAGCGAAGAGCAGCUGCUCUCUUUCAUGCAGCCCGAGAAGAAGCUGCGCAGCGGCGACUGGGACUGCGGCGAGCUGCGCUUGUCGCCGCUGGAACGCCAGCAGAGCCGCAAUGUGCGCAAGCGUCGCUGGCCCUCGGCCGACGCCAUAUUCCAGGCGCCCGCCAGCCCGCUGAGCAGCCUGAUCGCCGCCGAGCGUUUGGAGCAGGAGCAAAAGGAGCGUGAGAGACAGCGAGAUUGCGGCAUUUUGACGCCGCCGCCAAAGCAAAUGGCGCUGCCGCUAGGCUCAUCGGGCAGCGGCAGCGUUACGCCGCGUCGUCUGACGCCCGCUGCAGCAGCGCUGGAAACGGCGCUGCACGGCCUGGACAUGCCAUCACCCGCAACAACGCCAGCGCCAGCUGGAGCGGCAUCGCUGCCCAGCCCGCAGCAGCAGCAGCAGCAGCACCAACAGCAGCAGCAGCAGCAGCAUCUGCAUCACCUGCAACAGCAUCAGACGCAUCACGGGCUGGGCCAUGCGCCCGGCACUUCCACUUCCGGCGCUUCCGUUCAUCCCGCUGCCGCUGAGUCGCGCUUUCCGCUCGGCUCUGCCGCCGCCAUGGCCGCUGCCGCCAUGGAGCUGAGCGUCGCAGCCGCAGCUGAGCCGCGUCUGCCGCCGCCGCUGCCGCACCAUCAUCAUAGCGGACCCCCCACCGGCGGCAGUGCAGCAUCGCUGGCCGACGAUAUGGAGAUCAAGCCGGGCAUUGCGGAAAUGAUACGCGAGGAGGAGCGGGCAAAAAUGAUGGAGAACUCGCACGCUUGGAUGGGCGCCACCGGCUCCACGCUAGCAGACAGCUAUCAAUAUCAGCUGCAGUCGAUGUGGCAAAAAUGCUGGAACACCAAUCAGAAUCUGAUGCAUCAUAUGCGCUUUCGGGAGCGCGGCCCGCUUAAGUCGUGGCGGCCCGAGACGAUGGCCGAGGCCAUAUUCAGCGUGCUGAAGGAGGGCCUGUCGCUGUCGCAGGCGGCGCGCAAAUAUGAUAUACCCUAUCCGACGUUUGUGCUGUAUGCGAAUCGGGUGCACAAUAUGCUGGGACCGUCGAUCGAUGGCGGGCCCGAUUUGCGGCCAAAGGGGCGCGGGCGGCCGCAGCGCAUACUGUUGGGCAUCUGGCCGGAUGAGCAUAUUAAGGGCGUCAUCAAGACGGUCGUGUUUCGCGAUACCAAGGACUUAAAGGACGACAGUUUGGGCGCGCAUCUGCCACCGUACGGCCGCCAUUCGGACAUGACGUUAAGCUAUCCAGGCGCUAGUGGCGGCAUGCCGGUCGGCGGCGCCGCCAGCCUCAGCGCUCUGGCCUGCCCGAAUGGCAUGGGCAGCGGCGGUGGAGGAGGCGCUGCCGUUGGGGCUGGCGGCGGUGGUGGGGAUCAGCAAAUGUCCCAGGAGCAAAUGUCGGCGGUGGCCGCCGUUGCGCACAAUAUACGUCAGCAGAUGCAAAUGGCCGCCGCAGCGCAGCAUCAGCACGGGGAGGCGGGGCCGCCGCCGCCGCCGGGGGCUCUGUUCAAUUUGCCGCCGCAUCUGGCGGGUGGCGGCGGGCCGGGCAGGGCCAGCAUAUCGCCGGCACUGAGCAGCGGCUCAAAUCCCUCAAUGGGACCGCGGCAUGCACCCUCGCCCUGCGGUCCCGCCGGCCUCAUGCCGAAUCUGCCGCCCAGCAUGGCCGUUGCACUGCACCGUGAUCCGGCCGCCGCCGCGCUGCUCAGCCAGCAGCAGCAGCAUCACCUCCAGCAGCUUCAGCUGCAUCAGCAACAGCAGCAACAACACCAACAACAACAGCAGCAGCACGCUUUACACCAGCAACAGGCGCAGGCACCACACAAAUCCGGUUUCGGUGCCAGUUCCAUGCCCACAGCCAGCGCUGGCUCCUCCGUUGCCCAGCAGCAGCAGCAGCAGCAGCUGGACAAGUCCAAGUCGAAGGGUAGUCCGCUGCGCAGCGAGACGCCGCGCCUACACUCGCCGCUCGCCGAGCUGGGCCUGGAGCUGGGCUACAAGCGCGAGUUCUCGCCCACUCGCCUCUUUGCCGAGGAUCUGGCUGAGCUGGUGGGCGUGGCGCCCGCCACAACAAGCAGCGCAGCGACGCCGUCAACAGGCCAACCCACAGCCGGAGCAAGUGGAGCGACCACCACGGACAUCUGCUCCGGCAGCAACAGCAGCGGCGGCGGCAUCAAGGUGGAGCCCAUUACGACCAGCAGCGAGUAAAGGGCCUCUCAACUCAAACUAAACAAUCAAAACGCGCGCCAGAAAAAGUGCUGCCCAUUUCUGGUGCGACAGCUUUGCAGCAAGCGCAAGCAGCAUUAAAGUGUUACCCAUUUCUUUCAAGCAAUUGAGAUUUGAGAAUUGAAUUUUUCAAAUGUUUGAUUUAACUUUUUACUAAAUAGUAUUUAAAAGGAAAUGCAUAUAUAUUUAUUGAUGUGCAUUUCGAACGCGCGUUCCUCGUUUUUUGUCGGUCCACAUGAAUUUGAUUGCAUAGUUUCUAAUUUCAACUGAACUACGUAUUAAAAACUAAAUCAAAAGUAUUAUUAUGUUACAUAGCGCCUAAACUUAAACAAUUAAAUAGCGAUCUCUUUAAUUUAUAAUAGAACACGCAAAACUCUAAAAUACCCCGGAACAUUCCACAGCAAACACAGCACGAAACCGUUUUUCAAAACCUAAAACUA
This is a messenger RNA of Drosophila novamexicana, 3383 nucleotides long. It is a transcript of the gene bab1, whose product is annotated as protein bric-a-brac 1. Gene Ontology annotation, molecular function: protein binding; DNA binding. Gene Ontology annotation, biological process: regulation of transcription by RNA polymerase II. Bases 1 to 2925 code for a protein of 974 amino acids. Gene Ontology annotation, cellular component: nucleus. The transcript has 7 exons. The record is from RefSeq and is a predicted model, not a curated record. Lineage: Eukaryota; Metazoa; Arthropoda; Insecta; Diptera; Drosophilidae.